AUGUCUGGAUGUGUUUUGCGGUCCUACGACAGUAGCGGCACUGGGCAAUCAAGAUGGAGGAAGCUCCCCAGCGGGUGCCCGUAGUCCCCACGGGCAGAAUGAGCAGCACUUCCGGGCGGCCGCUUUCAAUCACCGACGACACCUCCACCACCACCACCACUACCACAACUACCACUACUACUACCACUGCAACGACCACCUCGACCACCUCCACCAUCACUGCGCUGACGACUAGCACGGCUGCUGCUGCUGCUCCUGCUGCUGCUCCUGCUACUGCCUCUCCUCGGUCCACUCCACCUCAGCCUUACCCUCGCCCGCCUUCCUCCACCGGUUCCUAUCCCUCGCCCAUUCCCUCUCCUGUUCCAGACCGUCGUCCUAUCCGCGGUCACGAGGGAGGAUUCGUGUAUCCCGCCUUCUUUCUCCGGCCGCGAGGUCUAUCACACCCAAUGUCCCCCGCUCAGCCCGAAAGGGCGAUCGAUCGGGAAGAGCGUCAGGCCCUACGUGCCAUUCGCAACUUCCUCAAAGUCCGUACCAGCUAUGAUGUCCUUCCACUCAGUUUUCGACUUAUCAUGUUCGAUACGUCGCUGUCCGUCAAGGAGAGCUUGAAUAUCCUCAUACAGAACGGUAUCGUUUCGGCUCCGUUAUGGGACUCUACAUCCUCGACCUUUGCUGGUCUUCUCACCACAUCCGACUACAUCAAUGUUAUUCAGUACUACUAUCAGAACCCCGAGGCUCUGAAUCAGAUCGAUCAAUUCCGCUUGGAUAGUCUACGAGAGGUCGAAAAGGCGCUCCAUGUGGCGCCUCCCGAAACGAUAUCUAUUGACCCAGAGCGGCCGCUCUACGAGGCCUGUCGGCGCAUGCUCGAGUCUCGCGCCAGGAGGAUUCCUUUGGUUACUUUUGACAGUCAGACCGAUCGAGCUCUCGUUCUGAGUGUUCUCACCCAGUACCGCAUCUUGAAGUUCGUCGCCGUCAACGUCAACGACACGCAGAAGUUACGGAAACCCCUUGGUGAGAUCUUGCUGGGCUCGUAUCACAAUAUAGCAGUCGCAUCGAUGGAUACACCUGUCAUUGACGUGAUUCACAUUCUCGUCUCACGGAGCAUAUCAAGUGUCCCCAUUAUCAAUACUGAAGGUGUUGUGUACAACGUCUUUGAGGCUGUCGACGUGAUAACGCUGAUCAAAGGAGGUGUCUAUGAUGAUUUGAGUUUAACGGUGGGCGAGGCAUUAAAGAAGCGAUCUCCGGACUUCCCCGGUAUCUAUACAUGCUCCCUGAACGAUGGUCUGGAUACCAUUUUCGACACGAUUCGCAAAUCCCGUGUACACCGCCUGGUUGUGGUGGACGACAACUUCCGGCUAAAGGGUGUCCUGACCUUGAGUGAUAUUCUCCAGUACAUCCUUUUGGAGGGUGAAAAUGACGAGUCAUCAUGAACAAUGUAUUUGCGCCUUGUCGCGCUGCUACGCAUACUUACAACUUGCAUGGAAAGGCGUUUUUGCGUGCUAGUGUCGGUUCCCGGGCCUCCUUGGUUGGCAACGGUAGCCCACUCGCACGUUAUUGACUUGAUUAUACGGUUCUACCCCCUUAUAUUGCUUCUUGGUAUUUGAGCACUUGGGCUUUUGUCCGUCUUGUUUGAAAUGCAAAAGUAGACGGUACUUUAUGGCGCAACGGUCUAUAUCCCGGUUACAAAGGCACUCGUGUACACAAUACAUCUAGACAUUGUCAUUGAACUUCAGUUGUAGAAAUAGCCCGCUCAGCGUGAGAAGUUGAUUGUUACUUGUGAGCGUGGCGGUUGCAGUUGUAAUAGCAAGCAACCAUGG
Molecule: messenger RNA, 1814 nt
Organism: Aspergillus costaricaensis CBS 115574
Lineage: Eukaryota; Fungi; Ascomycota; Eurotiomycetes; Eurotiales; Aspergillaceae
Gene: snf4
Product: AMP-activated serine/threonine-protein kinase regulatory subunit SNF4
Exons: 6
Coding region: 54-1427 (457 amino acids)
Source: RefSeq, a predicted model, not a curated record